Molecule: messenger RNA, 1669 nt
Organism: Petromyzon marinus (sea lamprey)
Lineage: Eukaryota; Metazoa; Chordata; Hyperoartia; Petromyzontiformes; Petromyzontidae
Source: RefSeq, a predicted model, not a curated record
GUGAGUCAGUGUAUGUUGUGUGAGUGAGUAAGCGCAUGAUGAGUGAGUCAGUGUAUGAUGUGUGUCGUCGUGACACGGAGAGCCACGGCCCCGCACAAUUUGGAACAAUGACAUUGCGCAAUACAAUGAUGUCAUGCUGUGGUAUGUCAUUUGACUUCCAUAACACCGUGUUUACCAGUGAAUACUCAAAUUUCCAGGCUGCGGUUGAUAAAUUAGUAUCCAAAUAAUAAACCGUGUAUGCAUGAAACCGUGGUUGGCAAGUCCGCGGUUGGCGAGGGAUUCCUGUACCCCGAAUUUUCCCAUACAAAACGUCCUGUCUCGUUUUGUCAUAAUGCACCUCCGAUUAGCACGGUUUGCUACGUAUGAUGCAAAAUAAGUUAAACAUACAUAUGUAAAUGCCCAAAACUGUUUAGCCUGCUUGUCUGAAAUUAUUUUCAUUGAUGUUCUUGUUAUGCACCCUGCUGCUGUCCGUAAUACAUUCGCAUCGCUUAUGUGGUGUCGCCACUGAAAUGUUUAACAUCCACCAUCAAUAUGAUAUUUGAGCAUCAUGUUGCGUGAAUAAAAUGUCAAUCUGUGUCGCACACACACCCCCCUCCUCUAUUCGCUUGGGUCGGGUGGAGGAGGGUCCACGACACGACUCCAUUUAUGAACACGGCGACGUUUUUAACUGCGGCCCCCCAUGUGAACGCGUACGCAAGGUGUCUCAGAGUGUGAGGGACCACCGGCUCGCCGUGGCGCGCGAGUGCCGCGCAAGCCGAUGCUCCGCCUUGCUGGCACAGCACGGGGACUACCUGGCGUUCGGGCCGCCACGCCUCCUCUUGCCGGCUUCGCUGCGCUUGGCCGACACCGGACCCUGCUCCGCGGUGGCGCGCGAGUAUCGCCGGUCGCUCGGCGCCAUCCUGGACAUCGGGCAGGAGUGCGUGCCGCUCUUCGCCUCGCUCAUCGGCAACCACAUCCUGUCAGCAGAAGCUUUGGCUCCUUUUCACAAACAUCUGGUGCCUACGGCCUUCUCUAAUGAAAAGCCGCUGCUGAGAGACGUCAUCCUGGCCGUGGCUGCGUUUGUGAGGAGUCUGCCCGAUCUGUCCGACCUGCGGGCGAUUGCCGAGCGAGUAUUUAAGGACCACUCCAAGGUAACCGAACCUGGGCCCUAAACGAAACCACGUGUGAUUGGAAGGGGAGGGGGGGGUUUGGGUGAACGUGGAGGGGUUAGUGCACGUGGCGAGAGGCGAGUCGUGGUUUGGGCCGAGCGCUGAAGUUUGGGAACCUGACAAAGUCGUUCGCCAGGUUCCCAGCGUUUGUGGUUCGAACCUGGCGGGCUACCCUGGCAAUGAAUGCGGCGUGUGUACAAACUGUGAUAGUGGAAUACGCGCCGUCUUCUUCACCCUGGGUGGAUGUUAAAAGUUCGCUGACAUCGUUCGACUUGAGUGAGGCCAUUGUGUGCUGAUGGUCCACAGUAGUCUCACAGGAAGGGCUGGUGUAAUCCCAAUUGAGUCGUUUUCGGGUCGCUAUCAGCCGCUGUGGAGCAGACAGCACGUCAUGGUUUUACAGUGUAUUACGGCAGUGAUAAACUAUUAAACGAUUUUAAUUUUACCAGGUAAGGUCCACUGAGCUAUACAGUUCUUUUUUUAGAAUCGAUAUGGCCACAAAUGAUAGCUCAGCGAAGUGGCUU